AUGUCCAUUACCAAGCAUGAAGAAGCCCAUGUUAGGCAGCAGGAGCCUCUCAGUGAGGUUUUAAGGGCGCCCUUUGAGGAAGUGAAGGAGAGACCAGUUGAUAGACCUCGCAUAGUUACAAGAGAAUCUAACGUAAAUGUCACCAGCCUUGGCAACGUCAAUGUCGGUGCUUCAUUACGAGAGAACACUCACACUCCCCCAGUACACCCUGGUCAAGAGCCAAUGACCUUGCGUAAUCCUCAACGAAAUCUUUGGAGAGUCGUAGCUGUAAGUCUCUGGUCGGCUUGUGGAGGUUUCUCAGAUGCCGCUCCAGGAGCACUUUUGCCCUCAAUGGAGGCUCACUACAAUAUCAGCUACUCUGUGGUGUCCCUUAUUUGGAUGUCUAAUGCAGUGGGGUUUAUCAUAGUUGCCUGCUUUUCUCAUAAGAUCAUCCCUUGGUUUGGGAAGCGGUGGUCUAUUACUUACGGAAUCUGCCUGUCGGUGAUCGGCUACUCCUGUAUUGCGAGUGGAGGACCGUUCCCACUUAUCUGUAUUGGAUUCUUCUUUGGAGGAGUUGGUUUAGCCACCGUUUUGGCACAGUCAAAUGUCUUUCUAUCAAAGCUUGACAAGCAGUCGAAAUAUUUAGCAUUGUUUCAUGCGUGUUAUGGUGCUGGAGCCACAAUAUCUCCUCUCGCAGCUACCAGUAUGGUAAAUAACGGGAUGAAUUGGAACUAUGUGUAUCUUAUUUUGCUUGCGUUAAUGGUAGUCAAUUCAUUCAAUGCCAAUCUUGCAUUUAAGGGCGCCGAAGAGGACUUGAAGCCAUGGGACCAUGAUGACGAGGCUGAGCACUUAAUAAGCGGGUCAAGGGAGGAAGAGGGCAUCGAGCUUGAGGAAGUACACAGUUUGGAACACAGAGAAGCACAGCGUCGUGUCAAUACGAAUAAACAAAGUGACAUGAUCUUAGCCUUGAAGAAUGUUCCUACGUGGUUUAUUGCCCUUUUUGUGUUCUGUUAUCAAGGAUCCGAGGUCUCUCUUGGAGGCUGGAUUGUCACUUACCUUUUAGACUACCGUGGUGUUAAUGCUAGUUAUGGUUACGUCCUGUCAGGAUUUUGGGCAGGAUUGACUAUCGGAAGACUUGUUUUGACACGUCCUCUUCACACGAAACUUGGCCUCAGAAAGAGUAUCAUUAUUUUGGCUGUUUUUGCAAUUGCAAUGAUAGUGUUGUCAUGGGUAGUGCCAAAUGAGAUCGCUGUGGGUGUAUUUGUCGGUCUUGGUGGUUUGGUUAUCGGCCCCACCUAUCCCUUAAUGAUCACAGCUGUAUCGUUUAUCGUCCCGAGAAAAAUUCAGGUUGUAAGUUUAACGAUUAUGACUGCCUUUGGCUCCAGUGGAGGUGCUAUCCUUCCAUUCAUAACCGGUCUUAUCGCACAAAGUCAAGGUGCGUACGUUGUUUUACCUAUUUUCAUCGCUACUUAUAGUGUGAUGUUAAUAUUUUGGUUAUUGUUACCUAAUGUGGAGCGUAAACCUGACCAGCCUGGUGAUGGCAAGUUAAGAAGGUUUAUGCGUCGUGUGUGGUAA
This is a messenger RNA of Candidozyma auris, 1554 nucleotides long. RefSeq lists its product as uncharacterized. The transcript has a single exon. Gene Ontology annotation, molecular function: transmembrane transporter activity. Bases 1 to 1554 code for a protein of 517 amino acids. The record is from RefSeq and is a predicted model, not a curated record. Gene Ontology annotation, biological process: transmembrane transport. Gene Ontology annotation, cellular component: membrane. NCBI's taxonomy places the organism in Eukaryota, Fungi, Ascomycota, Pichiomycetes, Serinales, Metschnikowiaceae.